Verticillium nonalfalfae is the source of this 771-nucleotide messenger RNA. RefSeq lists its product as uncharacterized. The record is from RefSeq and is a predicted model, not a curated record. Lineage: Eukaryota; Fungi; Ascomycota; Sordariomycetes; Glomerellales; Plectosphaerellaceae. The transcript has 2 exons. Bases 1 to 771 code for a protein of 256 amino acids.
AUGCCAUUUCCGAAGCACGCGCACACGAUUACGGGUGGCUGCAACUGCGGCGCUGUUCGCUAUCGAAUCGCCGUUCCACAAUACGCCGACCGUCCCCCGGCCUUCACCCUCGGCCCCUCCCCGGAUCUCGCCAAUCCCCGCACCCCCCGUCUCCCUUUCGCCCUCGCAUGUCACUGCAAUGACUGCCGCGUUGCCUCUGGUAACUCCUCUUUUGAGGCUAUUCAAACACCUGCACCACAAAUGACUGUGUCCGCUCUCCAGGUGGGCAACGGGUCCAACCUGCCGCGAUCACACACAGGUCGCCUUGUUGAGCGGCCCAUGACCGAAGAUGAAGUCACCGCUUCGGACGCAGACCGGCCGGCUUAUGUGCCUGCCCUCGAUGUCCUCCGCCCUGAUGUUCCCGGGGCCGAGGGCACUACUCUCGGCUUUUUCCACGCCUUCAUCUGCGACAAAGAGGCUGCCUCUCGCAGCUUCUGUAUCCGCUGUGGCGGCCCCGUCGCCUUUCACUGCCGCCCGCAGGCCGAAUGGUUUGGCCCCAGCUUCAAGCAGCCCGAGGGCUGGUCCGACAUUUUUGAUGUUCUUCUUGGCACCGUCGAUCGCCACCACCUCGACAAGGAAGACUGGCUCGCUGUCGAACAUGACCAGGCUUGGGACGAGGGUCUUUGCUGGAAUAAAGCUGUGCUCGUAAACGGCCGCAGCCCCGGCGCGAGACGUCACCCAUCUGGCGCCCUGUCAGACGAAGUGCCCGAGGGGGACCUGCUCAGGCCAUGA